AUGACUCUACAGCUGAAGACCAAAGCCUGGCUCUCAGACCUGCACUGCUCUGUGGGGCUGACAGACUGGGACAUGGACAAGGAGCUGAAACUGGCAACCACCUCAGACCAGUUUUACCACGGUGACGGUUUUUUUUCCUCUUUCAGUCAUUCUCUUAAUUUGAUGCAACUAUAAAAAUUAGAUCUGCGAUGAUUUUUCACCGACAGAUGAGAAACUGAGCGAUCAGUACGUGGUCCAGAGACCUUCAGCGAGAUCCUCCAGGAGGAAAGAUGAGUUCACCUGGUACGACAAAACUUCAGGUGAGCCGAGAGAAGAAGGGAACAGACCCGCUGUUCAGGACCUGUCGUUCCACCUCUAAAGUCCACGAUGUUCCUCCGUCCUUCAGACACGUUUGUGAAGCCGAACCCGUGGCUGUGGGUCAACCCUAACAUCGUCUGUCCGGUCCGUUAUGGAGCCGACUCAGAGGACAUGCAGACUGUCUGUGAACCUGCAGAGAAGAUCCAAACCUCUGGACCAGACCCUGCAGAGACCCGGCAUCAGCUCCCCUCAGAGAAUCACGUCUUCACCUCCCAUGAUGCUCCUCUGCAGGAGGAGCUGCUGCAGUCUAUGACCUCCACUGAAUACAUGGUACAGUGUUCACUACAUACACACACAGCUGUUUUUAUUAAAUCUGAGUUUGUUCUCCUCGUGCUCACACAUGUAAACGCAGACAGGCUAACAGCUCAUAUAAGACGAGGAUUCCUAUAAUCAAUAAUCAAACACAGACGUCUCUGAACACAGGGGGGGCUUUUAAAAAUCAUUUACAGUCUUCAGGGUCUCCUUAGUUUCAUGGAGAGACAUUUUUCUUCAGUGGGUGAGAAGACGUCUCUGCGGGCAGAUGAUUGAAGAUGAAAUCUGAAGGUCUGAAGUUGACGGUGUUUCUUCAUUGGGCUCCGGCUCAGAGAAAUCGUCGGGAUCAUUUCGAUGAUUUCAUCUUUAGUUUGGUGUUUUAAGUAAAAUCAGUUUGAGUUUCCGAUGCUGUGAUUUCCACUCCAGAGUCACGUCCGUUUUUACUGCUGAGGCCUAAAGAUUAAAGUCGUCCAGUAUCAGGAGCGGAUCAGCCUCUGUGCAGAUUUUAUGAAUCUUUGAAUUAAUAUUAAUAUGAUGUUAUAUUCUCAGAUGGUAGGUCGUGUGAGUGGAAGAAAAAAACCUCAAACAAGAUGUGAAUUCUCAAAAAUACAGAGAACAUUUAUUAGGCCACAUCAGAAUAAGACAAAAAUGUCAAUUAAUAAAAUAAUUUGCAGAAUGAUUUCCUGCAGAAGAGGAAAAAAUGAAACAUAAGUCCAACAAACUGUUUCUCCUCCUUUUACUCUGUUACCUGCAGCUUCAAUCACAGCCUCACAGAAUCCAGGUGUGUCCACUCUCACCUGCAGAGAUAAUAACAGAUCUGAAAACAGAAUUCUCUGAAAAACCACACCCCCCUGUACAUUCAGAACCAAAGACCGCAAAUAUCCUUUUAGAGUGAAAUGUAAACAUCAUCACAUUUAAAAUAGGCUUCAAACCAAUACUGCUUGGAUGCUAGAGGACUGUGCACCUUCCUUUAACCUUAACAAUAAUUGGUUAGAAUAUGAAUCACAUCGUUUUAUCUCAGACACGUCGUCUUUUUCACGUACGUUGACAUGUUUCGGCGGGAACUUCUGCCUUCCUCAGAAGUGCCACUUGGUGGUCGAUGUGACACGACAUAUCAUCUGAUGUUACAGAGGUGUGACCCUCCUGUCAAUUUUUCCACCGAAACAUGUCAAAGUACGUGAAAAAGACGACAUUAAACAUCUGAAGACAUAAAGAACAUCAUUCAACAAUAAAAUCACUUCAUUUUUCAGAGUUUUUUUCUUAAAUGUUCUGAAAUAAAAAUAGGCAUCAAAUUUAAAGAUGAUCAAAUAUUGUCGUAAAGAUAAAUAUGGUUCAACUCUUGAUGUUUUUGUAAUGUUCUUGGAUUAAAUAAAGGCUUUAAAUUCAGUUUUCUCCACCCGUCCAGCUGUUUGUCAUAUUUACAGGUUUCUUUGUGGAGACGCUGAGGCCGUGUCAACAGUUUGUUUCAGGGUUCAUCAUGUUUUACCGUAAAGCUUCACACAGGAUCUUUUUUAACAUUUUAAAAGUGUUUGUGAAGAUAAUCUGAUGUCCUCUGACCUUCUCUGACCUUCAGAUCAACACUGAGGUCGUGUCCUGUCAACCCACCAAGAACAGACGGAAAGGAAGGACGACCAAGGCGAGGGUGAGAACACGAGGCUCAGCUCCAACCCUGUAGGAAGAAAUGAACUCUGAAAUGAAGCUGACGAACAUUUUUAUAUCCGAAUAAAUCACUGAACUUCACUCUGAAUUAAACUGCACCAUUAAAUUAUUUUGCAUUUCAGAACAGUUUUUUAAGUCUCUGUGAAAAAUGUAAAAUUUUCUUUCCAAUCCUUUAAAUUUGAAAAUCAAAUGAAUGAAACAAAAAAGAUCUUCACUUUUCCAUUUGUUAAUCAAAUCGAUGCUGCGCCGGUCCAACAGCAGAGUAAUCUGAAACCACGACUUAGAGGCAGGAGACGGCUCCUUCAAAAUAAAGUGUUCUUACAGAUUAGACUGACAAAUCCGUAAAGUUCAGUUCGACCCCAAUCGAUAUCUGAUGAUUUCAAAUCAACAGUUUUAGUAACGUUUCCUUAAAGCUGCAGUAAGGAACUUUUAGUUAGUCACUUUUGGCGCCCCCUGUGUCUGUGUUUUGUUCAUUUAAAGAAGAAAAUGAUAAAAAGCUGCUGUUUUUUUAGGCUGCUGCCGAUCAUCCGCCCGACACCUUUCCUCUCACGGCGGCUUCAGUCGUUAAAAAUGACGACAGAGAAUCCGUCGGCCUGGAUCCUUCCGGUCAUAAAGAAGCAUCAGUAUCAGUCAGUACGUUUACAGUCACAGUUUAAUCAGACUGAGCUCAUAAUUUGUUUUUUCCUCUGAAUCAGACUUCUCUCCUUGUCCUCGUUUACAUGCAGCUGAGAAAACUGAAUUAUUGAUGUGAACGUGUCCUCCUCCCCAACACUAGGGGGCGAUCCGGGUCUUUUCAGCGGCGCUGUUUCUGGACCUUUUUAAAGACGCCUCGCUCCUCGUUUUGCGACCGUCCACAUACUUUGAAAUGUCCAUUUCUGCCAGGAUGGGAAGCAUAAUGACGCUCUCCUCGUCGCUCUGAAAUCGGACGUUCUUUCGUGCUUCAGCGAUGUUCCAGUGGAUUCUGAGUUGAAAGUUCUUUAAAUGAUAGCGCCACUUCUUCUCUGGUGCUUUUGUUUAGGGGUUACAGGGGCGUGGCGCACAUGUAUUGUCCGAUCACACUCCGACUACGCUGGUUACAUGGUAGAGAAAAUCGAAUUCUAAUCGCAUUCUGUGGGUGAAACGGACUGAGUGAAAAACUCCUUAUAGUGCCUUUAAUAUCCGAUGGUUUUGAGGACAUAAACAGAAGAAAAAAAAACGAACAUGCUGCUUAUUUUCAAGUUUCCUGUGAUUAGGAAAAACGCCGAUCAUGUGACUCCUCAUCGUGUGGAUCCAUCAGCACAGACUUCCUCCCCGGUCUGAGUCCCCUCACAGGAGCUCUGAAUCCGUGUCUUCUCACUUCCAGGACAGUAAGACCCUGAAACCAGGAUGCUGGCCCCGCCCUCCUGUGAACUACUGCAUCCUCAUCGCGUUGGCGCUGAAGAGCAGCCACACCGGGAGCCUCAAAGUCCAGCAGAUCUACAGCUUCUGCAGGUCAGAGUUCAAACUUCAUCUCCUCUUAGAGACCCACAAUCGCAGGUCUCUGGAGUCCACCACCUCUCUAAGUCGAACUCGUCCUCUGUUGUUUUCUCGUAUUUCUCCUCCGUCUUUCCCAGAGAGCACUUCCCCUUCUUCCAGACGGCUCCUGACGGCUGGAAGAACACCAUCAGACACAACCUGUGCUUCAAUAACAGCUUCCGCAAAACCUGCAACCAGCUGUGCCGGGACGGGAAGAGGAAGUCCUGCUUCUGGCACCUGACUCUGGACGGCCACCGGCGGCUGAGGGAAGAGAUCCGCAUGCUGACCGGAGACACUCUGAAGCAGCUGGAGAUGAGCAUGUCCCACCCAGGUGAACGUCUCAAAGUCCUGCUGCUAACAGAGAGUCUCAGUCUCAGUAUCUGUGUGGAUAUCUUUUAUUGUCGUCCCUGA
Messenger RNA from Xyrichtys novacula (pearly razorfish), 4173 nucleotides. The record is from the annotation of a GenBank genome assembly. NCBI's taxonomy places the organism in Eukaryota, Metazoa, Chordata, Actinopteri, Labriformes, Labridae.